This is a messenger RNA of Scaptodrosophila lebanonensis, 1663 nucleotides long. RefSeq names its product U4/U6 small nuclear ribonucleoprotein Prp31 (gene Prp31). Lineage: Eukaryota; Metazoa; Arthropoda; Insecta; Diptera; Drosophilidae. Gene Ontology annotation, cellular component: precatalytic spliceosome; U4 snRNP; U4/U6 x U5 tri-snRNP complex. The transcript has 4 exons. The record is from RefSeq and is a predicted model, not a curated record. Bases 62 to 1555 code for a protein of 497 amino acids. Gene Ontology annotation, biological process: mRNA splicing, via spliceosome; spliceosomal tri-snRNP complex assembly.
UUUAUAUAUAGAUACAUAUAUAUUUCAUUUAUUUUAUAUUAGACAUAAAUCGCUAUUCCAAAUGUCGCUAGCAGAUGAAUUGCUUGCCGAUUUAGAGGAGGAAAACGACAAUGAAGUUGACUAUGCUGAAGUGGCUGAGUACGAGGACAUUGAGCAGGCAGCACUGGUACGUGAUCAGGCUCAAAAUCCUAUGGAUGUAGAUGUUACAGUGCAGUCGGUCCGUGAACUGUGUAAGUUGCGCGACUCGGAAAGACUCCGGUACACGCUGAAACAAAUAGAGCACUAUGUGUGUCGGCAAAGAAGCGCUUCCGAGAUGCUUGGAGUAGAGUCAGAUCCAGAGUACUGCUUAAUAGUGGAUGCAAAUGCCAUAGCCGUGGAUAUAGACAAUGAAAUAUCUAUCAUACAUAAAUUUACCAAAGAGAAAUACCAGAAACGUUUUCCUGAGCUGGACUCACUUAUUGUGGGGGAAAUUGAAUAUCUAUUAGCUGUUAAAGAAUUGGGAAACGAUUUAGAUCAAAUCAAAAGCAAUGAAAAAUUACAAGCCAUUCUUACACAGGCCACUAUUAUGAUUGUCUCAGUAACGGCAUCUACCACGCAAGGAGUUGUACUCACGCCGACAGAAAAGGCAAGGAUAGACGAAGCCUGUGAAAUGGCAAUCCAACUGAACAAUUUUAAAUCUAAAAUCUAUGAGUACGUAGAGAGCCGCAUGACAUUUAUUGCACCCAAUCUAUCAAUGAUAGUCGGUGCCUCCACAGCAGCCAAGUUACUUGGCAUAGCGGGAGGUAUAAGCAAGCUUUCAAAGAUGCCUGCGUGCAACAUUCAAGUUUUAGGCUCACAGAAAAAGAUACUUUCUGGUUUCUCCCAAACUCAAAUGCUUCCACACACGGGCUACAUAUAUCACUCGCAAAUCGUCCAAGACACUGCACCUGAUUUGCGACGCAAGGCGGCCCGUUUGGUGGCUGCUAAAUCAGUGUUAGCGGCGCGAGUUGAUGCCUGUCAUGAGAGUAUGCAUGGCGAGAUCGGACUCAAGUUUAAGGAGGAAAUUGAAAAAAAACUUGAUAAGUUACAGGAACCACCCCCAGUAAAGUUUAUCAAGCCACUACCAAAACCCAUAGAAGGAAGCAAAAAGAAACGUGGCGGCAAACGUGUACGAAAAAUGAAGGAGCGAUAUGCCUUGACGGAGUUCCGCAAGCAGGCGAAUCGUAUGAAUUUUGGUGAUAUUGAAGAGGACGCCUACCAAGGAGAUUUGGGCUACUCUCGUGGUACCAUUGGUAAGGCGGGCACAGGCCGCAUUCGCCUGCCACAGCUAGAUGAAAAAACCAAGGUGCGCAUAAGCAAGACUCUGCAGAAGAACCUUCAGAAACAGCAGGUCUAUGGCGGAAGUACAACUGUUAAGCGUCAUAUUUCGGGUACUGCCUCUAGCGUGGCCUUCACGCCGCUUCAGGGGCUAGAGAUUGUGAACCCGCAGGCGGCCGAGAAAUCACAAACUGAAUCACAUGCAAAGUAUUUUUCAAAUACAUCCGGUUUUGUAUCGGUUGGCAAGCACACCACUUAAGCAAUUAAUGUCUCAAAUGUAACAUUUUAUUUAAAACUUUUCCUUUGUAAAAUUUAGAAUGCCUUACAUAAUACACUGUAAAUUAUUGAGAUUUGAUGGUAUAUAGUA